Messenger RNA from Lotus japonicus, 854 nucleotides. RefSeq lists its product as uncharacterized. NCBI's taxonomy places the organism in Eukaryota, Viridiplantae, Streptophyta, Magnoliopsida, Fabales, Fabaceae. Gene Ontology annotation, cellular component: endomembrane system. The record is from RefSeq and is a predicted model, not a curated record. The transcript is spliced from 4 exons. Bases 240 to 590 code for a protein of 116 amino acids.
GCAAUAUAUCAGUGACGACUUUUGCGACAGAAAUAAUCCUUUAAAUAAAACCAAACUCGGUUCUUGGGAUUCUAGUUGCAGAUGCUAACCGUGACUUGACCGGAACUUGAAACAUAAUCGGCACCUCAAGAUCAAGCAGAACCCUCCCUUAACCUGAAGGACUCCAUCUUCAACAACCUGCCAAUUAACUGUCAUCUUGGGUUAAAAUCUUAGGAGCAAAGAGCUAAGGAAGAUUGGAUAUGGCAACUAGACGUGUUCGAUACACCCCUCUUGCCACGGAUGAGGAUGAUUAUGUUGGUGAUAGAAAUAGACCAUUUGAUCCUCGAUUUGAUUAUACGCCAAAAGCCUUGGAUAGAGUUCCCUGGAAAUCCAUUGCCCUUGCACUCUUCCUGUUAUUUCUCGGUACAGGACUUCUGUUCCUUUCAUACUUUAUCUUCACUGGUCAUAUGGGGGGAGAACGUUCUCAAGCAUAUGGCCUAUUAGCCCUUGGGUUUCUUAGCUUUCUCCCAGGGUUUUAUGAGACUCGACUUGCUUAUUACGCAUGGCGGGGUGCCAAAGGAUACCGCUUUUCUGCCAUCCCUGAUUAUUAGAGCACUUUACUUCAGUUGUCUUGUGGAUAAGGUUGCAGGUUCUGUUGAAGGAAUAACCAAUUUUCAUAUUUAAAGUGAAUAUUUAAAGCUACACUUCCUUUUCCAUUUCUUCUAUAGCUUCCACUUUCUUAUAAUGACAAUCGCUGUCAAUUAUGUAUGAUUACUUAUUAAACUAUCCAGGGCUUAGAUCAGAAAGAACUAGCUUGUAUAAUAGUUUUAUGCGGUGGACCAACACAGUACACAAUAUAAUUGCUAUUUAGUUCA